UGCUGUUUAUCAAAAUCAAAUGGUUUAUUAAAACGAGCAUGGCGAAGAAUUUGGUAAAGUGAGAGUUAAAGCAAGACAGAAAUGGUGAGACCGUCUUCUAAAAACACCAACAAAAUUACAGAAGAACCACCGGCGGCCAUCGAGAGAAAAAGAUUGAAGAAACUGGCCUUCUCCAACAAUUUACUAUCCUCCACUCCUCCGCCACUUCAUACCUAUUCGCCGCUGCCACCCACCAAGGCUCUCUUGAAGCAUCACGGCGCUGAUAUUCUGCGCAAAUCCCAGAGAAAGAAUCGCUUCCUCUUCUCAUUUCCCGGUCUGAUUGCUCCCAUUGCUUCCGGUGGCAAGAUUGGCGAACUCAAAGAUUUAGGCACCAAAAACCCUAUUCUCUACCUCCAUUUUCCCCUGGGUCAAUUGAAGCUGUUUGGAACUAUUACUUAUCCUAAGAAUAGGUACUUGUCCUUGCAAUUCUCUAGAGGUGGCAAGAAUGUUGUGUGUGAAGAUUACUUUGACAACAUGAUUGUGUUUUCUGAAGCAUGGUGGAUUGGUACGCAAGAAGAAAAUCCAGAAGAAGUUCGGCUUGAUUUUCCCAAGCAAUUUCUUGAGGUACAAGGACAACAAGAUGUAUAUGACUUCAAGGGUGGGGCAGGGGCAAGUGCAGUAGUCUCAGCAACUGUAAAUAAGCAAGUUGUUCACAGAAGUGGCAAAAAAUAUGUAGAAGAGGAGUCUCCUGAAACUGAGCUUGAAGAUAAUUCAUCAGAUGAUAAAAAUGAUCCGAAGGAAACAAAACCAGUUCGGCAUUCUGAGAGGACUUCCACGAAAACUUUCAAGUUUGCAGAUGUUUCUUCUGGAGAAGAUUCCGUUGACGGUGAUACAGAUGAUAUAACUAUGGAAGGAGAAGAGGAAAAGAAAGUAAAAACUAUUACUUCUUCUACCAUAGUCCUUGAUUUUGACGAUGAGAAUUCCACCGAAGAGAAUCAUGAAUCUGCCAAGGUGGAUAUCAAGUCUGAAAAGCUAAAUGAGCCUGUUGUCUCAGCAAAAACAUCUAAAGGAGACUCGAACUCUAAUCAUGGUUCACUAGUUCAAGCUACCAUAUCGACAUUAUUCAAAAAAGUUAAUGAUAAAAAGAAAGGGGAAGAAAAGAAUGAGCCAAAUAAUUCAAGGAAGUCCUUAUCCUCAAAAGUUUCUGGCCAAAAGUUGCAGCCUGGUAGGAAGAAGGAUCAGGUCCGAGAACCUCUCAAAAGAGGAAAACUGGCUGAAGGGAGAAAAACUGGGACAGGAACUAAGGAAAAGAAGAAAAAAUAUGAGGUUGACGAAGAUGACAUUGAAGAAUUCUCAAGCUCAACUCAGGGCACUGAAGAAAGUGAUGAAGAUUGGGAAGCUUGAGACUUGAACUGCAUGUAUGAAAAUAUUCAACCUAAAUCUCCGGAAAGGCGAAAACUGUUAUUUACGGCGGAGAAUGUAUCUAUGCAGGUGAGGAAAUGGUCUGAGAAUUGGCGGUUUAGUUUGUCUAAAGGUUUUUCCUUUUCCUUCAUAAGCUAUACACUUACUGAGAAAGCGAGUGGAUUAAAUACUCCCUAAAGUUUUCGGGAUUUCAGGAAAAAUAGUAGAAAUUAGAUACAAAAUAUAUUUGUUUUCCCUUUUUUUAAUGAGGAAAAAUUAGAUCAAAAUAAGUUGUGUUGAAGAAUUUGAUGGUGAUACUAUCAGUUCCUAAUUUGAAGUCCUAUAUUAAAUAGGUGGGAUGUUAAGAGAUCAGUGUGAUUUAUUGUGUUGGAGUUUUUAUGUUAAUUCGCUUGUACAUAGAACAGUAGUUUUCAAAUCAGAACUAAAUUAUGUUGCUUCAGUUUGAAUUGAGAAAAUUAUAAUUGAGGUAAUUAUUUUUGUUAUUUUAUUCA
Molecule: messenger RNA, 1892 nt
Organism: Mercurialis annua (annual mercury)
Lineage: Eukaryota; Viridiplantae; Streptophyta; Magnoliopsida; Malpighiales; Euphorbiaceae
Product: DNA-binding protein RHL1
Exons: 12
Coding region: 82-1383 (433 amino acids)
Biological process (GO): DNA endoreduplication
Molecular function (GO): DNA binding
Source: RefSeq, a predicted model, not a curated record